GCUGGCAGUGGGAUCCCAAAGAUAGACCCACUUUUAAAGAGAUUCACUUUCUUCUGGAAAACAUGUUUGACAAGUCCAGUGUUAGUGAAGGUCCAACUCCUCCCACUGGACGACGGGGCCUUUCCACGCUGGAGGAAACUGAAGUUUCUCUGAUGAAGGUGAAUGAAUCAUUAACUAGAAAGUCUCUUCGAGGCAAGCCAGGCAAACCGGCACCUCUGCCACCCCGUAGAACCACCUCUGUCAAGGAUGUGGCAUCUAAUUUGGCUGGUGGCAGUUUAAAUCAGGAGUUGAAGAGCCGCAUACGAUUACGAAAGGCUAAACUGGAACAGUCACCUGUAGUUGGGCAGGAACAGUUGACUGACAGCAGCAGUGAUAACAUAAACUUCCAACAGAGAGAAUCCUCAUCUGUCAGCAGAACAGCCACCUACACACCACACAGUGACUCGGCUCCUCCAGUAUUGACAGGACUAGAUGCCACAGUAGGGUUUUCCCGAGAAGACAAGGCCAGUAAAAGCUCAGUAGAUAACCUGAAGGCAGCUCAGAUAGACAGGUCCAAGUAUCUGAUCUCUGAAGCUAAUGCCAGAAGUUUAGACAAGAAUGCCCCAGACAGGACUGCUCAUGGUCCAUUAGCACAGCAUCCCAAGAAAGCUCUGCUUCCUCCACAGCGAGCAGCAGUGUUGCCACACAAGAAACUCUCUGAACAUUCCUUGUCAGAGGUGGCCCAGGCUGAACCGGAUGUGGCUCCCAGACUGGGCAGACUGGAUAUAACCAAUGUCACCAAAGCCAUCAGCAGAUAUGGAACCAUUCCCAAGGGGGUGAGGAUUGGUGCAUACCUGGAGUCCAUGGAGCGGCAACAAGAAGGUCAGCGGCGGGACAAUUCUUUGCUGGAAGAUCACCAAUCUGGGAAUAAUAGUGUCAGUGUGUCAUCAUGUCCUCAUGUAACAGGUGAUCACCCAAUAGAAACCAUUGCAGCAGUUGUGGGGCGGUUACAAGAGGGCAUCAAUGAGGAUUCUGAUCAGGGCAUCAAGCAGGAACCCAAUUUGAAACCGUCUGCCUUUAUGAAGUCUCAGUCACAACAUGGUAUUGCCGGUCCUGACAUAGCCAUCCCUUGCUCUCAGGCUGCCACCACAACCAACCUCAAGUUACAACUGUCAGACUUGGUACAGAGACACACGUCUGAGCUCUCCAUCAAACCAUCGGUGCCUUUAGAGCUGCUCCCACCAUCUAACCACAUGGUUACCUCUAUUGCAGCACCAACUUACUACCAGCAGCCUUCCGUCCAUCAGGCAAACACAGACCCCCUCUCUCAACAGGCUAUGUCCCUGUCCGCUGCACACGGUUCAUCCCGUUUCUCAGAUGCUAAUGACAUCCACAGACCGAAGCCGAGCCCACGGUUUUCCCGACAGUUGGUAGACGGGCUCAGUGUCCGCGACCAGCCUCAGGUUCCGGGCCGUACACAGCAAGCUUCCUCUAACAUUGGAACAGAUGCCAGUAACCUUUAA
Messenger RNA from Candidula unifasciata, 1502 nucleotides. Lineage: Eukaryota; Metazoa; Mollusca; Gastropoda; Stylommatophora; Geomitridae. The record is from the annotation of a GenBank genome assembly.